Molecule: messenger RNA, 1417 nt
Organism: Cricetulus griseus (Chinese hamster)
Lineage: Eukaryota; Metazoa; Chordata; Mammalia; Rodentia; Cricetidae
Source: RefSeq, a predicted model, not a curated record
AUGGGUAAGAUUUUCCCUCAGGAGCAAGCUCGGAAGGGUGUUUUAAGCUGCGGAUAUAACACAGACAAAGACAGUGGGGACAGAAGUGCGGGGUGUUUGAGAGAGGGUGAUGAGGUAAGGUGUGCCAACUGCAGACAGCAGGGCAUGGGCAAGGAAACGCUCACGGCUCUGGCAGGACUGGGUGCGGUACCACUGCCCCAGCUCUGGCUCACUCUUAUUCUUUACUCUGGUCAGACAAUCAAAGCUGAGGUUGAAGAGCAGCAGCAGGAGGAGGCAGAGAAAGAAAAGCCAUCCGAAGCCGGUGUGGAGGUCCUCCCAAGAGAAGUCAGAGACCUUCCUGGACCCCUUCGGACUCCAAGGAGGAAGGGCCACAGAGAAUGUCCGCUCCAGGUCCUGAAACAGAAACACCCCCUGCAGUACAGGUGGGUUCUGUGGUUCUUCAAGAAUGACCGAAGCCGGCCCUGGCAGGACAAUCUGAAGCCAGUCACCAAGUUUAACACCGUGGAGGACUUCUGGGCGAUGUACAGCAAUAUCAAGCUGGCCAGUAAGCUCUCUUCUGGUUGUGACUAUGCUCUGUUCAAGGAAGGCAUCCAGCCCAUGUGGGAAGACAACAGGAACAAGCGGGGUGGCCGCUGGCUGCUCAGUCUUGCCAAACAACAGCGCCAUAUUGAACUGGACCGUCUGUGGCUGGAGACGUUGCUAUGCCUGCUUGGGGAGAGUUUUGAGGAAUACAGUAAGGAGGUCUGUGGAGCCGUUGUCAACAUCCGCACCAAGGGGGACAAGAUUGCUGUGUGGACAAGUGAAGCAGAGGACCAAGCAGGAGUGUUGCACAUCGGGCAUGUAUACAAAGAGCGUCUGGGCCUGUCUUCAAAGACCAUCAUUGGGUACCAGGCCCAUGCAGACACUGCUGCCAAGAGCAACUCUUUAGCCAAGAACAGGUUUGUGGUGUGAGGCAGACUUCAGCCAAUACUCAUCGGACACCCACUUACUGCUGUUUGGUGACUGGGAAGACAACACUGGGGAUCCUGGGCAGACAGCUCGAUUCUUCACCCGUCUUACAAUACAUAUAAACACUCCACCCCUUGGAUAAGGUCUCACUAUGUUACAGCCCAGGUUAGCCUCGUAUUUAUGGGCUUGAGACAUCCCCCUGCUCCAGACUAAAUAUCUGGGAUAACAGGGGCUCACCAUUGCGUCUGGAUUCAUACUAGUUUCUUCAUCAUUUGUUGGGCCCAGGCCUUGUGGCAGCUGGCCAAUUCUUACAAACCACACUUGAUCCUUAACUCUGUGUGUGGCCAUUUGGCAAAGGCAGGGUGAAGCAAAGUCCUGGCUCAACCCCACCAAAUCAGGACAGGAGAAUCCCAUGGCCAACACUUUGUGCUUUUUUGGUAUGUGUUCUAAAUAAAUACUUUUGAAUAAA